Molecule: messenger RNA, 2727 nt
Organism: Anoplopoma fimbria (sablefish)
Lineage: Eukaryota; Metazoa; Chordata; Actinopteri; Perciformes; Anoplopomatidae
Product: carbohydrate sulfotransferase 15-like
Exons: 8
Coding region: 400-1932 (510 amino acids)
Biological process (GO): hexose biosynthetic process
Molecular function (GO): N-acetylgalactosamine 4-sulfate 6-O-sulfotransferase activity
Source: RefSeq, a predicted model, not a curated record
CUCGCGCAUGGGGAGCUCCGUCAGAUGGAGACUCCGGAAAGUCUCGCGCAUUUCCGCGUCUAAAUCCAGCCGGCGUUUUGUCAGCAGGAGCAGCGUUCAUCCUGAGGAUAUGCGGUCACAUUAGUUCCACUCCUCGCUCCGUACGGACGUCCGUCAGAUGGCUCUCCUCGCCUUGAUUGGUGUCCAUCAUGGGCCGUGAGCGGCGACGCAAGAGGCGCGGGGAUUAAACUCAACUCUAGUGAGGCCUGACUGAAGACUGGGGAGCAUGAAAGAAAUUAAGACAAAUGAUGACAUGAAGAUAUUAAACUAUGAUGAAUACACAGGACACAUGGCCUCCUGUAGGUGAAGCUUGAACUUUCUUUUUUAAUUUCCACAUGCCUACGCUGCUUCUGUGUCAGUAUGUCACUAUCAGACUGCAAACAUGGGUGCAACACCCAAACAUGCCACCCUAACAGCCUCCACGGCUUGCCCACGAUCAAGAACUAUGGAAAAAGGCCUAUCAGGACAUUGUUUGACUUCAGGCAGUUACCGCUGACCAACCUGCGGAGCAUCUCAAAAGUCAAAGUGGUUAGCUUUCUGAUGGGCUUGACUCUGAUGUUCCUCAUCAUGGCUUCCCACAUCCUAACAUGGGACAGGAAGGGGCUUUUGCUCACCCCGCCACCCCAUCAGCUCCGACCUGUGGGGAUCCCGACCAGCUCAGCAGCAGAUAUGAAACUGCUGGUGAAGAUCAUCGGCUCCAAACUGGACUACACACCCAGGAAGGUGCCUGAUGAGAAGGAUGUCGUUGGAACAAACUCCCAUUUGUUUUCUGUAAUUCCUCGCCAUUUCCUGCCCGACGUCAAGAGCCCUUGCUGGUAUGAGGAAGUUUCAAGUGACCUCAGCACUGCUCCAUACAGGAGGAACCACUACGCCCUGCGCACAAAGAGCUUUAAGACUGUGUGCGACCACCUGAGGACCAACUUCCACCAGCACUUACACCACAGAGACGGCAAACUGUUUCGUCUGCGCUGCUUGCCGUUCUUCUACGUCGUCGGCCAACCGAAGUGCGGGACAACUGAUUUGUUCUACAGGCUGCUGCUGCAUCCAGAGGUCAAGUUCAACACGAUAAAGGAGCCGCACUGGUGGACCAGGAAACGCUUUGGUUAUAUUCGUUUCAAGGAUGGCUUCCAGGAAACUUUUCCUUUGGAAGAUUACCUGGAUCUGUUUGACUUGGCGGCCCAAAAAAUCCAAGAAGGAAUCAGUGGAAAUUCAUCUGGAGACCACCGCGCACUCAUAACAGGUGAAGCCAGUGCAUCCACCAUGUGGGACAACCAAGCCUGGAGCUACGUUCACAGAGACAGGGGGGAGACGGAGCCCCCUUUCCUGGUCCAAGACUUCAUCCACACAGUCCAACCUGGUGCUAAAAUCAUCAUCAUGCUUAGAGAUCCAGUAGAGAGACUUUAUUCUGACUACCUGUACUUUAAGAUGGCCAACAAGUCAACAGAGGACUUUCAUCAGAAGGUCGUAGAAUCUGUACAGCUGUUUCAGUCCUGCCUGACUGAGAGGUCACUUCGAUCCUGCGUCUACAACACAAGCCUCUCCAACGCCAUGCCGGUGAGGCUAAAUUUGGGGAUUUACGUCGUCUUCUUGCUGGACUGGCUGACAGUUUUCCAUAGCGAGCAGAUUCUAGUUCUUCGACUCGAGGACUAUGCAGCCAACUUCAAAGUGACGAUCAAGAAAGUUUUUGAUUUUCUCAGAUUAAGCCGUCUGUCGGAGCAGGAGGAGGCAGCACUGUACAAACGACCCAAAUCCAACACCAGGCGGACGGCGGACAGGAACCUUGGUCAUAUGCUUCCAGCCACCAGUGACCUCCUCAGGAAAUUUCACCAACCCCUCAACUAUAAACUGGCCAGUGUGUUGGGCAACAAGGCCUUCCACUGGAGUAACACCUGAAGGGGCAAGAGCAUGCACAAGCAUGUGGAUGGCUGUGAAUGGACAACCAGAGCAAGAAGCUAAAGCAGGAAUGCAUAGAUAAAAAGAAAUGCACUGUGGAAGAACUCACACACAGGUGUAUAGAUGCCUAUGGGGUUAUAUGAAGGUCUGAAUAAGUACGGGUUUGUGAUAUUUGUGUGCUCUUGAAAGAAUGUGAGUGUCUCAGCGAGUCAAGAUGAUAAUAAGAAACAUAAGCUGAAUUUGUGUUUUUAUUUGAUGCUUUUACGAUGUUGAAAUGCCAUUUUAUCACUGCUGAUCCAAAGUCCACGAAAUGCAACAUAAAUUAAUGAAUCUACGCUGAAGCACAAACCUGCUGUGAUACAAUACAACCAUGGUUGUUUAAGCUUCCCCAUACAGAAUCAAUUCCUUUGUAUGUUGUGAGGAUUUCAUAUGCAGAAUUAAAGGCCAAUGUGAAUACUAUCGUGUUUGUAGAUUAAAAAAAACAAAUACAGUGUAACCAAACCAGAAUAAGUCCAGGUGUGAUUUAAUAAUAUGGCAGGCAAUCAGACCUGAUGACCUGACUCCACCUUCCAGGAACCAGAUGGAACCCUGCUAUGAAAUUCCUCCAGGUGAUCAAAAUAAUUAUAUAUAUGAUUGGAUAUAUUUGUUGUCAGUUUUAAUCAUAUUUACAUAGAAAAUCACAUUUUUAUUCAAGGCAACCACAAAAAUAUACCUAUUUAACAUUGGCCUUUAUCUGAUGAAAUAUCAUAGGUGUGCUAAAUAAAGAUUUUGGGAGCAUUGUUAUGUGUGUGGGAA